Solanum stenotomum is the source of this 669-nucleotide messenger RNA. RefSeq lists its product as uncharacterized. The record is from RefSeq and is a predicted model, not a curated record. Lineage: Eukaryota; Viridiplantae; Streptophyta; Magnoliopsida; Solanales; Solanaceae. The transcript has a single exon. Gene Ontology annotation, molecular function: double-stranded DNA 3'-5' DNA exonuclease activity; DNA-(apurinic or apyrimidinic site) endonuclease activity; phosphoric diester hydrolase activity. Gene Ontology annotation, cellular component: nucleus. Bases 1 to 669 code for a protein of 222 amino acids. Gene Ontology annotation, biological process: base-excision repair.
AUGGUUCUAGAAUUAAAGGGGGAUAUCUGGAAUGUGACGGGAUUAAACUGCGGCAGGAAGAGGUCUCUCAUAAGGAAAACAAGGAAGGAGUGGAAUGUAGAUGCUGUUUGUCUACAAGAGACCAAACUGAGCGAGGACAUCACAGAAGUUGUUAGAGAUAUUUGGGGGAAUAAGUGGGUAGAUUAUGUUCAUCUGGAAGCUAGCGGAACUAGAGGAGGUAUUGUGAUAAUGUGGGAUAAAAGGGACUGGGAAGGGAAAUUGAGCAGCGUGGGAAUGUACUCCGUUUCUUGUAGUCUUGUAGGGAAAACACAAGAUUUCAAAUGGCACCUAACAUGCAUAUAUGCUCCAAAUCAUAGACAAGAAAGGGAGGAAACUUGGGGGGAAAUAGGGGCGACUAGGGGUCUCUUUUCAGGUCCUUGUAUUUUAUGUGGGGACUUCAACACAACUAGGCAUCCAUUAGAAAAGAAGAAUUGCAGAAGAAUUAACAACGCCAUGUCUGACUUAUCGGAGUUCAUUGAGGACAUGGAACUUGUAAAUUUGGAUUUGAAAGGGGGAAAGUAUACAUGGAAGAAAGGAGAUAGGCAUGACAGAGCAACAAGAUUAGAUAGAAUACUCAUCUCAGAUGAGAUGGAUGAUAGCUUCAAAUACCUUAAGCAUUACAUUCUAUAG